AUGGAUUUACCUUUACAUGGCCGUGGCUUCACGUGGUAUAAAGGGGAUGGUAAUUCCAUGAGUCGUAUUGACAGAUUUUUGCUUUCUGAGGAGUGGUGUGCAAAAUGGCCUAAUUGUUUACAAGUUGCUUCGUUACGUGGUUUAUCUGAUCAUUGCCCUUUGGUUUUGUCGGUUGAUGAUCACAAUUGGGGUCCAAAACCGGUGAGGAUGUUGAAAUGUUGGGCUGAUAUCCCGGGGUACAAACAGUUUGUUCGAUCAAAAUUACAGUCUUAUCAGGUGGAGGGGUGGGGCGGCUUUAUUUUAAAGGAAAAAUUGAAACGGAUCAAAUCUGAUCUCAAAGAAUGGCAUCUUUCUCAUUCUCAUAAUAUUCCCGGCAAGAUUUCUUCCUUAAAGAAUCAGAUUAAUGUGUUGGAUUCUAAGGGCGAUGUGGAUAUAUUAUCUGAUGAAGACGUGAAUACUUUACACGAAUUGUCUUUGGAGCUUCACUCCUUAUCACAGGUUAAUGCAAGUAUUUCUUGGCAACAGUCGCGUUUACUUUGGCUUCGGGAAGGGGAUGCAAAUCCCAAAUAUUAUCAUGCUAUUAUGUCAGGUAGACGUCAUCGUAACGCUAUUUCUUCCGUUGUAGUGAACGACAAUUUAAUAGAGGGUGUUGAUAAUGCUCGGGAAGCAGUGUUCGGUCACUUUCAAUCUCACUUUCAAGCGCCUCCGAUCAAUAGACCUAAGGUGGACGACUUACCUUUUCGUCGACUCUCCAUCGCUGAUAGUAUUUUUUUGACAUGCCCGUUUCGUGAAGAGGAAGUAAAGGCGGCAGUGUGGGGCAAAACGUCUAAACGAUUUUCGACCCAUUGCUUUAAUUGGUUGUUUGUAUAA
Molecule: messenger RNA, 870 nt
Organism: Medicago truncatula (barrel medic)
Lineage: Eukaryota; Viridiplantae; Streptophyta; Magnoliopsida; Fabales; Fabaceae
Exons: 1
Coding region: 1-870 (289 amino acids)
Source: RefSeq, a predicted model, not a curated record